AUUUAAAAAACGAAUAGUAGAUAGGCCUACAUUGUUAACUAUAGGAUAUUAUUUGCGACUAGUUAAAUAUGGAUUUUAACAGCAGCGGCGGGGGUAACGACCUACAUAAUAAACAAUUCUAUCAAUCUGAGGAGAGCAAGCCUUUGCUGGGGGAGAUGUCUGCGCCGACGCCGCCGGAGGGGAAUAAUAAUAAGUUAGGCGCCGGGCCGUGCAAGAGAACCCUUCUCCAUUGCAGCAGCGGGAUGCGAUAUAAACUACUACAGGAGGGGGACAUCCAGGUGUGUGUGGUGAAACACCCUCGGACCUUCCUCAGCAAAAUUCUAACCUCAAAAUUCUUACGGAGAUGGGAACCGCACCACCUCACCUUGACAGACUGCAGCCUGGCGUCUGCGACGCCCACAGGAUACAUGGAGGCUGCCCUGUCCUACAGCACCAUAGAGGACCUGCAGCUGCUCUCCUGGGAUAACGCCCCCAAAUAUUGUGUGCAGCUCAGCUUCCCCGGGGGCACCGUCCUCCUGCAGGCGGCCAACAGCUAUCUGCGGGACCAGUGGUUUCAUUCUCUACAGUGGAAGAAAAAGAUCUAUAAGUACCGUAAGGUUCUGAACAACCCUAGUCGCUGGGAGGUGGUUCUGAAGGAGAUCAGAUCGCUGGUGGACAUGGCCCUGACCUCUCCCCUGCAGGACGAGUCCAUUCACCAGGCCCCGCUGCAAAUCAUCUCCACCCUGCUGGCCGAGAACACCAACCUCAGCUCUCAGGACCAUGAGAACAUCAUUGUGGCCAUCGCUCCUCUCCUGGAAAAGAACCACCCUCCACCAGACCUGUGUGAGUUCUUCUGCAAGCACUGUCGGGAACGUCCGCGGUCGAUGGUUGUGAUUGAAGUGUUCACCCCUGUGGUCCAGAGAAUCCUCAAACACAACAUGGACUUUGGGAAAUGCCCCAGACUGCGUCUCUUCACUCAGGAGUACAUCUUGGCUCUGAAUGAGCUCAACGCUGGGAUGGAGGUCGUCAAGAAAUUCAUUCACAGCAUGCAUGGCCCCACCGGGCAGUGCCCUCACCCCCGCGUCCUGCCCAACCUGGUGGCAGUGUGCCUAGCUGCCAUCUACUCCUGCUACGAGGAGUUAAUCAACAGCCGGGACAACUCCCCAAGUCUGAAGGAGAUUAGGAACGGCUGCCAGCAACAGAAUGAGCGUAAACCCCCCCUGCCCCUCCGCCUGCUCCGCCCAGAGCCCCCCACACCUCCGUCAACGGCCCUGCUGCCCCUCUCCCCUCCCCCCUCAGCUCCCCUCUCCCCUCCCCCCACGCUGCCCCUCUCUCCCCCGCCCUCCAUCGUCAACUCCAGUGAGAUCCUGGUGGAGUUGGAACGCAACAACAACACUGCCAACGCCAGGAGGAAGGGCCCAGCGGGAAGCGACAGUGAGCCCAACCUGAUCGACUGUCUGCUGGUCAGCCCCGCCCUCAACGCCCUGUCAAUCCAGCUGCCUGCCCAGGCUGACCGCGUGCUGGGCUGCUUCGCACUCAUCCUCCAAAUGCUGUCUGACUACGAUGACUGGAGACCAGCCCUGGCUAGCCUGCUGCAGCCCAUCCCCUUCCCCAAAGAGGCCCUUGCACAUGCCAAAUUCACAAAAGAGCUGAAAUAUGUUAUUCAGAGGUUUGCAGAAGACCCCAGACAGGAGGUCCACUCCUGUCUGCUCAGUGUGCGCUCGGGAAAGGAUGGUUGGUUCCAGCUCUACAGUCCAGGGGGUGUGGCCUGUGAUGAUGAUGGGGAGCUCUUUGCCAGCAUGGUCCACAUCCUUAUGGGUUCCUGCUACAAAACUAAGAAGUUCCUUCUGUCCCUGGCUGAAAACAAGCUCGGACCCUGCAUGCUCCUGGCUCUGCGUGGGAACCAGACCAUGGUUGAGAUCCUGUGCCUGAUGCUGGAGUACAACAUCAUCGAGAACAAGGACACCCAGCUGCAGAUCAUCUCCACCCUGGAAAGCACUCCGGUGGGCCUUCACAUGUACGAGCAGCUGUGUGACAGGCAGAGGGAGCUCAAAGAGCUGCAAAGAAAAGGAGGCCCCACCCGACUCACUCUGCCCUCCAAGUCUACGGAUGCAGACCUUGCCAGGCUGCUGAGCUCUGGCUCCUUUGGGAACCUGGAGAACCUGAGUCUUGCCUUCACCAACGUCACCAGUGCCUGUGCUGAACAGCUCAUCAAGCUGCCCUCUCUCAAACAGCUCAACCUGUGGUCCACCCAGUUUGGAGAUGCAGGACUGCGGUUGCUGUCUGAACAUUUGGCGUGUUUGCAGGUGUUGAAUCUGUGUGAGACACCCGUGACCGAUGCUGGCCUGCUGUCCCUCAGCUCCAUGAAGAGCCUGUGUAGUUUGAACAUGAACAGCACCAAGCUCACAGCAGACACAUACGAUGACUUAAAGGCCAAACUCCCCAAUCUGAAGGAGGUGGACGUCCGCUACACCGAGGCCUGGUGAACACAUCGUGUAUGACAUCACUAGAACACCAACUCCCACAUCAUCCAAACAUGAGGAUUACCUGAUAUCAUCAGAACACAUAGCCUCUCUUACAUCAACAAUAAGAGGAUCCUCUCCCAUCUCUAGAUGAGGACCCUUUUAUCUGGAGAUGACAUCAAAACGUCACGACCUCUCUAGUAACAAGUCAAUGGAGAAUUACUAUAUUUCUAGUGACAUCAUCAAAAUACAAGGACCUGUUCUUUCUUGUGAGAUCAACAUAUAAGGACCUCCUUUUUAGCGUCAUCAUCAAAAUGCAAGGACCCACUUUCUUGUGACAUAAGGGACCCUCUCUCGCUCUCUUUCUCUCUCAUGUGUGGUUGCUCACUCAGUCCCUGUCCACAUCCUAUUUGCCCUCAAUAGGCUCGUCAUAGAUUUCCUCUGUAUUGUGUCAUAUGUACACAGAACAAAGGAAACAAAUUGUGGAUCUCCCCCUUUCUCCCCUCUCCCGCUCUCUCUGAGGACCUUUGCGUUAAAAUUACCUCUCUUCUCUCCAUUUACUGGGAGCUAUUCUACCCUUGUCUGAUGAAGGCUGGAAAACCAGGUCACAUUCCAGUACACUUUUUUGAUAUUGCCUCUAGUCAAUCCAAAUGUAGCUUUAAAAGACUAUUCAAUUGUCAUUUUGGUCUUGUUGUUUUGUUUGGGUACUUUCAGGUUCAGAGUCGAGCCUUUCCAGUCCUUCAUUGGGAAUGAGGUGCUACCUCAAACAAAAAAAAAGUUGCAAGACUGUGCCUAAUUCCUUGUAUGACACGUUCACUCUCAAUCAAUUUUUAUCAACUUGAAUGAACAUAUUUUUCCAGACAUGUUUAUAUAUAUAUUGUGUGUGUGUGUGUAUGUAUGUAUGUGUAUGUGUGUGUGUGUGUAUAUAUAU
Molecule: messenger RNA, 3372 nt
Organism: Coregonus clupeaformis (lake whitefish)
Lineage: Eukaryota; Metazoa; Chordata; Actinopteri; Salmoniformes; Salmonidae
Product: c-Maf inducing protein
Exons: 21
Coding region: 69-2465 (798 amino acids)
Cellular component (GO): cytosol; nucleoplasm
Source: RefSeq, a predicted model, not a curated record